AUGUCUGCACGCAUUGCUCGAUCUUCAAUGGCCUUGAGGCCCUCUCUCCCUAUCCAGCGAGGUUUCCGCACGACAAGAUUACUCCGUCACAAUGAGAAGGAACCUAUUGGACCCAAAUCUCAAGAUAAGCCCAUGAGUAAGGGUGGAAACUCGCAGAUUAUCAUGUUGGGAGGUGUUGGCCUCGCAAUCGGUGCAGGCUUCUUCUUCCUUAUGUCGCGACCCGAGAAAGCAAAGGAACAACCUAUCGAGGGUGUAAAAUCCAAGCCCGUGAGCCCCAAAUAA
This is a messenger RNA of Fusarium fujikuroi IMI 58289, 282 nucleotides long. RefSeq lists its product as uncharacterized. Bases 1 to 282 code for a protein of 93 amino acids. The record is from RefSeq and is a predicted model, not a curated record. Lineage: Eukaryota; Fungi; Ascomycota; Sordariomycetes; Hypocreales; Nectriaceae. The transcript has 2 exons.